Rosa chinensis is the source of this 1743-nucleotide messenger RNA. RefSeq lists its product as uncharacterized. Lineage: Eukaryota; Viridiplantae; Streptophyta; Magnoliopsida; Rosales; Rosaceae. The coding region runs from base 1 to 1743 and encodes 580 amino acids. The transcript has 2 exons. The record is from RefSeq and is a predicted model, not a curated record.
AUGCCAAAACCGAAAGGCAGUGGUGGUCCUCCGAUGACCCGUGACUUAACGGCGAUGGUGUUGGAUUAUCUUACUCAACAAUCACUGUUUGACUCUCAGAUUCAACAUAUGCGUGAUUCUAUGGAGGAGAUUCGUUCUGCUCAAGACUCACUUCGUGCUCAAAAUGCUGAUAUCCAGAGUAGAAACGCUGAGAUGCAGACUCGGUUGUUUGAAGAACUUCAUCAGCUUCGGCUUGCUUCCUUACGACCGGAGACGGAUCCAAAUUCCCCAAACAAUCUUCGUUUUGGCUCUCUACCCAUCUCUGAAGCAGAGGACAAAAAAGUGUCUAUUGCUGCUAUGCAUCUAACCGAUGAAGUGGCGGAUGUUUGGCAUCUAUUCAGGAAUUGGCUUGGUUUUACUGAACUUCUGAUGCGAGAGUUUGGUUCCCAUUCUAGAGCAGAUUAUCAGUCUGCUUUGAUUAGGCUUAACCAAACUGGUUCAGUAAGUGAAUACAAGUCUCAGUUUAACAAAAAUGCAAGAAGAGCUCCGGGAUUUUCAGAUGAUAUAUUGCUUGCCUGUUUCUUAGGGGGCCUUAAGGAAGAUAUUAAGGUAGACGUGAGAGCAAUGAGGCCAACCUCCUUGUACCAAGCCUAUGAGUUAGCGAUGAUUUUUGAAGAAAGACAUGCUGACCACAGAAAUGCGAGGUCCAAUGUUCAAAGAUCUCAUUUUCCUACCUAUAGUUUACAACAGAGAAAUCCAGUUGCUUCAGGCAGAAACCUUCAAACAUCUUCCCUGAGGCCAACAGUUGCUCAAUCUGCUAUACAUAAUACACAAGCAAGUACUACUUCUGACAGAAAGUGGACUCAAAAUGAUUACUAUGAAAAAAGGGCAAGAGGACUCUGUUUCUUUUGUGAUGAGCCAUACAAGGGAGGUCAUGUGUGUAAGAGAACACCAGGUCAAGGACAAGGAAGAGCAUUACUGAUUGAAGGCAUUCUGGAAGAUGAAGUUGCCACUCCUCCAUCUGACCUUGUUGAAGGAGACUCUGAUGACGGGGAAACUAAAGGUGAGGAAACUGCCACUCUACAUGUAAUUAAUUGUAUGGAAAAUCCUAUGACUAUGCAGAUUAAGGGAAUUUUCAGGAAAAAGGAAGUUCAUGUUCUCAUUGAUAGGGGGGCAACUCAUUCUUUUAUCCACCCUUCCUUGUUGCAACAUAGUGAUAUCAAGGUUGAUUAUGGCCGAUCCUUGCAAGUUGUUGUUGCUUGUGGAUUAAAAGUGAAGUCUGCUGGCAAAUUACAAAUUCAACUGCAGCUACAGGAUACUCCAGUGGAUACAGAAGCAUUUAUCCUUCCUGUUAAUGGUUGUGAAAUUCUUUUGGGAGCUACUUGGUUACGAACUUUGGGAGAUUUAAUUUGGAAUUAUGAGAAAAUGACCAUGAGGUCCAGUUUGUUUGGGAAAUCUCAUUUCUUACAAGGCAUUUUAGCUAGUGAGACUUCUAUAGUGAGUUUUGUUGCUAUGACCAAAUUAUUGAAACAAGAGAAGGAAGCCUUGUGUAUUGAAUUGUUAGCUAUAUCUGCUGCUAAUGACCAACCUUUGAAAGAUGUUCAUCCCAAUAUUAUUUCUUUGAUUGACAACUUUACAACUCUUUUUGAAAAUCCAACGGGACUUCCUCCUUAUCGGUUACAUGACCACAAAAUAGAGUUAGUUCCUGGAGCUGCUCCCGUUAGUGUGAGACCUUACAGAUUUCCACAGUUUCAAAAAAAAUGA